Messenger RNA from Acanthopagrus latus (yellowfin seabream), 1745 nucleotides. RefSeq names its product growth hormone inducible transmembrane protein (gene ghitm). Gene Ontology annotation, cellular component: mitochondrial inner membrane. The coding region runs from base 166 to 1212 and encodes 348 amino acids. The record is from RefSeq and is a predicted model, not a curated record. The transcript is spliced from 9 exons. NCBI's taxonomy places the organism in Eukaryota, Metazoa, Chordata, Actinopteri, Spariformes, Sparidae.
AUGAACUACAAUUCCCAGCAUACCCGUCGCGUAAUGAUGACGCACGUAUAGAGAAUUUUCACGAAGGUUGCAAAACAAUUGCGUCAGGAACUUGCGCACUUGUUUCUGGAAAGGUGAAAGACGACCGUUUCUCUCUUGACUGAUACAGGAUAAUAUACUGCAAACAUGUUGGUGGCGAGGCUGACGUGCCUGAGGAGUCUUCCUCUCGCCGGGCUGCGACCUGUGCUGUCGCAGGGCUCCUCAGCCCUGAGAACACCCGCCCUGAAGGCCUGUCCACCGCUGCUCAGGCCCCAGCAGGGUUUCUCCUCUAAGGCCAGAUUUGGUUUCCGCCGUGGGAGGACAACAAAAGACCAGCUCAAAGAAGCAGCUUUUGAGCCAGCAACAGACACCGCCAUUAAAAUUGACAGCAUGGGCAGAAUGAUUCUGGCUGGAGGUGCAGCAGUCGGGCUUGGAGCGCUCUGCUACUACGGAUUUGGCAUGUCCAAUGAAAUCGGUGCCAUUGAGAAAUCAGUGAUCUGGCCUCAGUAUGUGAAGGACAGGAUCCACUCCACCUACAUGUACUUUGCAGGCAGUGUCGGACUGACGGCUCUGUCAGCUGUAGCUGUGAGCAGGACCCCGGCACUUAUGGGUCUGAUGAUGAGAGGAUCCUGGCUGGCUAUUGGAGCAACUUUUGCGGCUAUGAUUGGUGCCGGCAUGCUGGUCAGGUCCAUUUCAUAUGAGCACAGCCCGGUGCCCAAACACCUCGCUUGGAUGUUCCAUGCAGGUGUGAUGGGUGCUGUAAUUGCUCCCCUCACCCUCCUGGGAGGGCCUCUGAUGAUAAGGGCCGCCUGGUACACAGCAGGCAUCGUGGGAGGUCUGUCCACUGUGGCCAUGUGUGCCCCAAGUGAGAAGUUCCUCAACAUGGGUGGGCCACUGGCAGUCGGCUUUGGAGUUGUCUUCGCUUCCUCUAUUGGAUCAAUGUUCCUGCCACCAACCUCGGCGUUCGGUGCAGGCCUGUACUCAGUGGCCAUCUAUGGAGGCCUGGUCCUGUUCAGCAUGUUCCUCCUGUACGACACGCAGAAGGUCAUCAAGAGAGCAGAGACACACCCACUCUAUGCUGCACAGAAAUACGACCCCAUCAACUCGUGUAUGGGGAUUUACAUGGACACACUGAACAUCUUCAUGAGACUGGUGAUGAUUCUGGCUGGCGGCGGCGGCGGCAGAAGGAAGUAAACAGACGUAUUUUGGCUUCAGCUGUCUCGUUUUCCCCUCCACAGAGCUUCAACAAAAUCGUGUUUUACUACUAGCAGCAUACACCAGGUGUUAUCGCUUAGUCUCAUCUAACUGGUAAAUAAACAUGAAGGCUUUGUAAGUGUUCAAAGACGAGGAUCGCACAGACAAAUUGAGAGCUCUUACGUUGAUGGUGGAAGUAUAUUGUUAAUCCUGGGGGUUACAGACAGGUCACAUCCGACUGUCUGCAUUGUUUCGCCUGCCUCAGAUGUCCUUCGUAUUCUCUAUGUUUUAUAUUUAUUUUCACUUGGUGGGGUUUCUGUUUAUGAUGAGAAUGAGAGUUAAAGAAUAUCAUUUAUAUGGAACGGAAAAGCCACACCAUAGACUGAUCAAUAAAUGACUGUGCUGUAUACACAUGCUCCACUAUACAAACAGAUAUUGCACUUCUGUGAUGGGAUAAAGAGGAUGGAAAUAGUUCAUAUAUUUCUGGAAAAAUACUCAGUAAUUUCAACAAUAAAAGUCACUUGUUAAACAAA